This is a messenger RNA of Phytophthora sojae, 693 nucleotides long. RefSeq lists its product as hypothetical. NCBI's taxonomy places the organism in Eukaryota, Oomycota, Peronosporomycetes, Peronosporales, Peronosporaceae. The transcript has 2 exons. The record is from RefSeq and is a predicted model, not a curated record. Bases 1 to 693 code for a protein of 230 amino acids.
AUGAGCGACGUAGUGGGUCCGGGCGAGCUCCAGCUGUCGGUGGUCGAUGGCAAGACGCCGCAGCUUUCGGAGGAAGACUCGGAAAGUCCGGAAGAGGCACGUCAAGCCGCACCGGCCGAACUGGAGCCUGCCACCGAUGCGACUGUGCCUUUGCCGGAGACGAAAGAGAACAAGUGGAAGCUCGCGUUCCGACAGCUCAUGUUCAUGAAGCGCAUGAACAUGCAGUUCAACGACCGAACUAAGAACGAGAUCGAGCUUCGACAGCAGAACAUCUCGCCGACGUCGCUGAUCUGCAGUCUGCCAUACUUCAAUUCGUUCUCGGCCGAUGAGAUCAAAGCUCUCGUUACGGCAAGCUGCCGUGUGAGCUUGCGCCCGGGUGAAAUGUUGUCGCUGAGUCUCGUGAGCCCUUCGGUGCAGCAAGAGGGAGACUUUUGCAUCGUCAUUAGCGGGCGUUUGGCGUUGGCAAAGGCCUCAGUCCCCAGUGCAAUGGCGCUACAGCAAGCUGAACUCUAUCCGCAGCUGCGACUGGGCAUUGGCGAUUACUUUUCCAUUCAAGCUGCAUCAGACAUGAAGGUGAUUGCGAUGGAGCUGGCAGAGUAUCUGACAAUACCAAUGAAGGUGCGCCAUGGAUGCCAUUCCCGAUGGUAUAAAGAUCGUUUGAUAACUUACUGCAUUGCACGUUGUGUUCCCUAG